Acanthaster planci (crown-of-thorns starfish) is the source of this 391-nucleotide messenger RNA. Its product is annotated as histone H2B, gonadal. Gene Ontology annotation, molecular function: protein heterodimerization activity; DNA binding; structural constituent of chromatin. NCBI's taxonomy places the organism in Eukaryota, Metazoa, Echinodermata, Asteroidea, Valvatida, Acanthasteridae. Gene Ontology annotation, cellular component: nucleosome. The record is from RefSeq and is a predicted model, not a curated record.
CAAACCAACCGAGAUCAUCAUGCCUCCCAAGCCAAGUGGAAAGGGACAGAAGAAAGCCGGCAAGGCCAAGGGUGCUCCCCGCACCGACAAGAAGAAGAAGCGCAAGAGAAAGGAGAGCUAUGGCAUCUACAUCUACAAGGUGAUGAAGCAGGUGCACCCCGACACCGGCAUCUCCAGCCGUGCCAUGAGCAUCAUGAACAGCUUCGUCAACGACAUCUUCGAGCGCAUCGCCGCCGAGGCUUCUCGCUUGGCCCACUACAACAAGAAGUCCACCAUCACCAGCCGCGAGGUGCAGACCGCUGUCCGCCUCCUCCUGCCCGGUGAGCUGGCCAAGCACGCCGUCAGCGAAGGCACCAAGGCUGUCACCAAGUACACCACCUCCAAAUAAGCG